AUGAUUCAAAGUAUCAAGCCCCUCUUAGCCCUCGCGUACAUUGGCUCCCAGUCACUGGGACAAUCAACAAACACCACCUCUCUUGAAAACUGCCCUUCAGCAAUUCAAAACAUUGGCGGCGGUCGCACACAAUUCAACUCUACUGGGACAAGGCCAUUCAAGUUGAUUCCGAACCAGGAAGAUGACUGGUAUCUGUCUUACACCUUGACUGAUUUACGCGGCGAAAACAUGAAAUUUGGCCCCUGGGUCACUAUGCAAGACCUCAGCGUCUACCUCAGUGUCCCUCAGUCAUUUAUUGGCACUCAGCAGGGCAACAACACGGACUUCUGCAUGUACUUGAUGCCGGGACGGAAUGAUACCUUGACUUAUUCUGGAGACGACGCCUCUAGGUCCUGCGAAGGCGUGCUGAGCGACAAUUGCAUAAGGGCCCUCCGAAGUACACCGCCGCCAGCAGAGGGCGAUUGCCCCAGGGCGGACAUUAGCGCAGCAUGCGGCUUCAGCACUGUUGUUGGUCGUGGUCUGCACCUUCCAACUUUUCUGAUUCUGGGUGCACCGUCGACCACAUCCCCCACAUCGAUCUUCCGGAGGGAUAUCGCACCUAUGGCGGUUUCGUAG
Messenger RNA from Colletotrichum truncatum, 615 nucleotides. RefSeq lists its product as uncharacterized. The record is from RefSeq and is a predicted model, not a curated record. Lineage: Eukaryota; Fungi; Ascomycota; Sordariomycetes; Glomerellales; Glomerellaceae.